This is a messenger RNA of Cylicocyclus nassatus, 261 nucleotides long. Lineage: Eukaryota; Metazoa; Nematoda; Chromadorea; Rhabditida; Strongylidae. The record is from the annotation of a GenBank genome assembly.
AUGGACGGGAUCAAGGUAAAAAUAGUGGAUCUCUUCGCGUGUAUCGAGAAGAUCGAUGGAGAUUUUCUUAUCCUGAACGAGGAUAGAGUGUACAAGAUUCUACGAGACGGACGUCCGAAGAAGCCGAAAGUACUAGGAAGCCGGCAGGUUCAUCUUGAGGAGACGCGCACACCGCCCGCUAAGAGGCGCCACUCGCCUGCUCCACCGAGGGCACCGAAGCCACCAAAGCCCACUUCGUCUACUGCAACUCAGUCAAACUAG